This is a messenger RNA of Myripristis murdjan (pinecone soldierfish), 1302 nucleotides long. RefSeq names its product neuromedin-U receptor 1-like. Gene Ontology annotation, molecular function: neuromedin U receptor activity. The transcript is spliced from 2 exons. Gene Ontology annotation, cellular component: plasma membrane. Lineage: Eukaryota; Metazoa; Chordata; Actinopteri; Holocentriformes; Holocentridae. The record is from RefSeq and is a predicted model, not a curated record. Gene Ontology annotation, biological process: neuropeptide signaling pathway. Bases 1 to 1302 code for a protein of 433 amino acids.
AUGUCCAGUUACAACUGCACCUCUGAACUGAAGGGUGGCUGGAAUUGUGCAGGGGCGAAAUGUGGUAAUGUGACCUCUAGCAUGAAUGGCAGCCACAUCGGGCUGGAUGAUGCAUGUUUGACUGAAGAAGAAUAUCUGGAGAAAUAUCUGGGACCUCGUCGCUCAUCAGUGUUCCUCCCUGUCUGCCUCACCUACCUGCUCAUCUUCAUGGUGGGCGCAGUUGGUAAUGUGCUGACAUGCACUGUCAUUGCACGCAACAAAGUGAUGUGGACACCAACCAACUACUAUUUGUUCAGCCUGGCUGUGUCAGACCUGCUGGUGCUGCUGCUUGGCAUGCCACUAGAGCUCUAUGAGAUGUGGCAGAACUACCCUUUCCUACUGGGAAAAGGUGGCUGCUACUUUAAAACUUUUCUAUUUGAGACAGUCUGCUUGGCUUCCAUCCUCAAUGUAACAGCACUGAGUGUGGAGCGCUACAUUGCUGUGGUACACCCACUGCGUGCCAAGUAUGUGGUGACACGCACUCAUGCCAAGCGGAUCAUCCUUACAGUGUGGGGCUUAUCAGUGUUGUGUGCAAUGCCCAACACAAGUCUGCAUGGGAUCUCUAUCUUGCCCAGUCGCUUCUCUGGUCCUGGUGGAAAUGGCAACCCAGAUGUUGGGAUCCCUGACUCAGCCAUCUGUAUGUUAGUGAAACCACGUUGGAUAUACAACCUAACCAUUCAGGUGACCACAUUGCUAUUUUUUGUUCUGCCCAUGCUCACCAUCAGUGUUCUCUACAUGCUCAUUGGCCUGCAGCUGAAGCAGGAGAUGAUGAUUCAGGCGCUGGAGGAAAAGUCAGGCUUGGGACAACACAGCUUCUGUAACAUCCGUACAAAGCAGCAGAAGGUCCGUCGUCAGCAGGUCACCAAAAUGUUGUUUGUUUUGGUAGUGGUCUUCGGUAUCUGCUGGGCCCCAUUUCACACUGACCGCCUCAUGUGGAGCUUCAUCUCUGACUGGACUGAUGACUACCUGCAAAUCUUCCAGUAUGUCCACAUCAUCUCUGGGGUGUUUUUCUACCUCAGCUCGGCUGUCAACCCCAUCCUGUACAACCUUAUGUCCACCCGUUUUAGAGAAAUGUUCAAAGAUGUCAUGUGUCAUCGGCCACGGCGCCCAGUACCCAGGAAGCACUCACUCAGUGUUACCAGGGUGACUCUCCGCAGCACCCUGAGCGAUGGCCCACCCAGCAACGGAAAUGCUGUUCUUGAAGGCGAGGUGGAAUAUGGCCUCUGUAGAGAAAAGGAGGAUGAAACCAAUUUUGCAUGUUGA